Molecule: messenger RNA, 1796 nt
Organism: Manduca sexta (tobacco hornworm)
Lineage: Eukaryota; Metazoa; Arthropoda; Insecta; Lepidoptera; Sphingidae
Product: putative polyol transporter 2
Exons: 8
Coding region: 100-1545 (481 amino acids)
Biological process (GO): transmembrane transport
Cellular component (GO): membrane
Molecular function (GO): transmembrane transporter activity
Source: RefSeq, a predicted model, not a curated record
UUAUCACCAGUACAAAUAUGACAGUAAGCGUUACCUUUCACAUAACGUUUUCAAAUGUGGUGUUGUUUCGACGAGGUUGUGUUAUAGUAUUUAGACGAAAUGGCGGCCGGCAGGAAUCAAUAUCUGUGUUCUUUGAUACUAUCAAUGCCAAGCUUCCUGGCAUCUUUUGGGAUAGUAUGGCCGUCGUACGCUAUAGAAAUACUUGAAGGUGACCACACGCCGUUAUCUCAUAAGAUCAGUAAGCAAGAGGCAAAUUUUAUAGGGUCCUUUCCGAUGUUGGGAUCUUUUAUAGUAACACUCUUCAUUGGAUACGUAUCGGAUUGGAUUGGCAGAAAGCAUUCGCAGCUUUUGUGUGGUUUGUUCAUAUCUCUAGCAUGGGCUAUAAUAGCAACUGCGAAGACCUCAACCCAACUCCUGAUCGGUCGGUUCGUAUUUGGAUUUGGUUUCGGCAUUCAGUUUGUGGUAGCUCUCAUAUACACGGGAGAGAUGGCCCAUCCAUCAACCACUGGAUCUGCUACUUCUAUUCUUAUGUUCGCGUUCAGUAUUGGAUCUCUCAGCUCGUACUUGGCCGGUUGGUUUUGCAGUUACGAGGCCAUCUGCUAUUUUAAUCUCUCUUUGGGAGUUGUGUUUGUGGUAGCUAUAAGUUUUAUGAAGGAGACACCGGCGUUCCUCAUAGGAAAGGGGAAGGAUAAGGAAGCAUUAAAAUCGCUUAAAUUUUAUCGCGCUGCGUCCACAAACACCGAAGAUAUUUUGGAGGAGUACAAUUAUAUAAAGAGCCAACGAACUGGCAUUAAGGUUGAAAAAUUGGAAAAAUCACAAAUAUCAGCCGAAAAUGAAAAGUUAAAUCAAGAAGAUCUCAAUAAAGAUGAAAAGGCGACAAGUGCUUGGAAAAUACUUUUAACAUCAAAACCCUUACAACGGGCGCUGGCAUUCCUGACCGUGGUAAUAUCGCUGACAAUAUGCAUGGGCAUGGUGGCCGUACAAGCGUACGCAGGCCCGUUCUUCUCCAUGGCCGUGCCGAAUAUGUCGCCGCACUUAUGCUCCGUCGUACUCGCGAUCGUACUCGCCGUCUCAAGUGGAGUCGCCGCUGCCAUCACUGAUAUGUUUCGCAGACGGAGCCUGUUGAUCUCUUCGUUAUGUCUGUCAUCCUGUGCACUGGCGCUGCUCGGUAGCCAACUGCGAUGGGCAUGGGCGCCUAACUGGAUGAUGCCGAUUCUAGUCGUCUUCUACUGCAUCAGUUUCCAAAUUGGAGCUAACAACAUACCGCUGAUCCAACCUGCCGAAAUUUUUAGGCCAGAGAUAAGGGGCCUGGGCACGCAGCUACUGGUUAGUUUUUCUUGCAUUGCCAACUUCACAGUCUUGUUUCUGUACGGACCAGCUGUAAAUAAUCUGGGCCUUGAUUGCACAUUCUUUAUGUUUUCUUUAAUUGGGGUGUUCGUCACUAUCAUAGUAUAUUUCACGAUGAGAGAAACUAAGGGUGUACCCCUUGACAGAGUACAGGAAAUGUUUGAAAAUGGAUUUCUCUACCGGAAAAUUGAUAAAUAAUCAGUAACUGUACUGACAGUAAGUAUUUAAGAAAUAAAUGAAUCCUUAGUAGUUUGUAUGUAUUGUUUUUAAAACGAUUUGUUCUGAACAUUGUGAUACUAUGUUAGUAUGUAUUUAUAAUACUUUGUAAAGUUAUUCUUGUUGUGCAAUAUUGUGUGUAUAUAAUGUUUUAUUGUUAUUAAAGAAAUUCUACAUGUUUUAUUCGUUACAAUUUAAUAUUAGGUGAAAUAAAUUAUUUGUAUGAACAUCAA